Molecule: messenger RNA, 1527 nt
Organism: Hypomesus transpacificus
Lineage: Eukaryota; Metazoa; Chordata; Actinopteri; Osmeriformes; Osmeridae
Product: glycerol-3-phosphate acyltransferase 4-like
Exons: 11
Coding region: 293-1477 (394 amino acids)
Biological process (GO): triglyceride biosynthetic process
Cellular component (GO): endoplasmic reticulum
Molecular function (GO): glycerol-3-phosphate O-acyltransferase activity
Source: RefSeq, a predicted model, not a curated record
GUCGCUCGUGUGCGAAUGAGCACGUCUUAUGUCCCCCCAGUUAACUGGCUAAAUAAAUGGAUUACAGUAGCUGAUCCCUGAACGUUGAAGAUGGUCAACAUGAGUUCUCCAGCGUCCGAUGCUAGCUGGUAUGGACUUCUGAUGAAGUCCUGAUGCUGUAACGGGGGUCCUGUUUCAGCGCAGUGUUCAGGAUCCGAGGUUAUUAUUAAGGGACUAAGUAAAAGCCAAGUCUGUACUGCCUCCCGUCCUCAACUCCACAUCCCUACUUAACUACACGUCCUCAGUCGCUGUCAUGGCCUGGGCCGUCCUCCCCGUGGACAGCUUGCUGUGCACGGUCCUCGGUAUCUCCAUCACCGUGUGGUUCACGCUGCUGCUGGUCUUCAUCAUCGUGCCGGCUGUUCUUGGGGUGUCCUUUGGGAUCCGCAGGAUCUACAUGAAUGCCCUCCUCAAAGUGUUUGAGUGGGCCACCCUGAAAAUGGAGCAAGGAGCCAAAGAAAAGAACCAGCAUUUGCACAAGCCCUACAGUAACGGUAUCAUAGCCAAGGAGCCCUUGUCUCUAGAGCAGGAGAUCCAGGAGUUUAGGGGCAGCGCCGCUCUGGGCUCCGUGCCCGAGUUUGAGAUGGCCGACAUAAUGUAUUUCUCCCGACGCGGCGUGGAGAGCAUCGUGGACGACGAGGUGACCAAGCGCUUCUCCGCCCAGGAGCUGGAGUCCUGGAACCUGCUGACGCGCAGCAACUACAACUUCCGCCACAUUAGCCUGAGGCUGACCGUGCUGUGGGGCCUGGGGCUGCUGAUCCGCUACGGGCUCCUCCUGCCGCUCAGGGUAACGCUGGCUGUCACCGGUAUAGGUCUGCUUCUGGUCCUGACCACUCUGAUAGGGUUCCUGCCUCAUGGACAGAUAAGGUCUCUCCUCAGUGAGAAGGUGCAUCUGAUGUGCUACCGGAUCUGUGUGAGAGCCCUCACCGCCAUCAUCACCUACCACCACAGUGAAAAUAAACCAAAGAACGGAGGCAUCUGUGUGGCCAACCACACCACUCCCAUAGAUGUGAUCAUCCUGGCCAACGACGGCUGCUACUCCAUGGUGGGCCAGAUCCAUGGAGGGCUGAUGGGGUUGGUCCAGAGAGCCAUGGUCAAGUCCACCCCUCACAUCUGGUUCGACAGAUCCGAAGUCAAAGACCGCCACCUGGUGGCCAAAAGGCUUUACGACCACGUGUCGGACAAAACCAAGCUGCCCAUCCUCAUCUUCCCUGAGGGUACCUGCAUCAACAACACCUCAGUGAUGAUGUUUAAAAAAGGCAGCUUUGAGAUUGGCUGCACGGUCUACCCUGUGGCCAUAAAGUAUGACCCCCGGUUCGGAGAUGCGUUCUGGAACAGCAGCAAGUUCGGGAUGGUGAGCUACCUUCUCAGGAUGAUGAGCAGCUGGGCCAUCGUGUGCAGCGUGUGGUACCUGCCCCCCAUGGAGAGAGAGGUGAGCUAGGUACCUGCCCCCCAUGGAGAGAGAGGUGAGCGAGGUACCUGCCCCCCAUG